Procambarus clarkii (red swamp crayfish) is the source of this 3030-nucleotide messenger RNA. Lineage: Eukaryota; Metazoa; Arthropoda; Malacostraca; Decapoda; Cambaridae. The record is from RefSeq and is a predicted model, not a curated record.
GAUCUGGCAACACUGGGAGGAGGCCAGACCUGGAAGGAACAGCGAACAACGCAACGCUUCUCACCAAACUUUUACGUUUAUUUAAAAGUGAUGAAGUGAUCGAGGACGAACGCAGCCAGGAUGAACGUGCCUGUUUCUUCGAACCAUCCACAGAGCUACACUAUCAUUCAGGGCACGCAGCCAUCUAUCCUAGCCACAGCCCCAACUUCUGCAACUCUACAACCUGGCCACCACCCUAUUGGGGGAGGAGGAGAUGUUCACAUCUGUGGCGCUUGUGGAGCACAGUUCACGGAGAUUAAGGAGUUUGUUACACACAAAAGGCAGGGAUGUCAGGGAAGUGGCGGAAUAGGAGCUGUCAGUGUGACACAGGCUCAGUUAGCAUCAUCAUCUGCUGUUCAUCAGACUCAUCCAGCUCAUGGUUCUAUGCAGAUGGGUGUGCCUGUAGGAAUGCCACAUGUCAUCCUGCAGACGGCAUCAGGUCCACCACAGAUGUAUCGCAUUGUUUUAGAACCCAGUGUGGCCAGCUCAUCGUCCCAAAGUGCCUCUCUUCAGGGUCCUGCUCCCAUCUUGGCUCAGGCUCUCUCGGGAGGCCCCAUCUCUCACCUUGCUCCCAGUCCAGGCCAUAACUCCCACACUCACAGUCAUGCUCACCACAGCCCUCACAAUCACCAGGAAGGAGUUAACCAAGUGGUUGGGCCAGUCACAUCAGCAAAUGGAACAUCAAGUGGUUCCCUCUUACAACUGGCACAUGUAGGCGAGACUUGGCACACUGGUGGAGCACCCACGUUAACAUCUUCAGGACCUGUUGAGAGAGAUGGAAAUGUCGGCAUUCCAGAAGAGAAAAGGGUAAUUGUGGAGGAAACACCUGCUGGAAGAGGGAACAAUGGAGCACCACCAGGUUCACGAGAGAGAGGUGGUGGGGGUAUGGAGGGAGAUGGAGGCACAACAUCCACAUCCAGCAUGCACACAGAGGAGGAGGAUGUGGCUACUUUCUUGGCCACACAGCUGGCAAGUCAGGCAGCACCACCUCACACUACUACUGUUGUAAGUGAACAGCUGAUUUCAAGUGUUGUGAAUGGCGUGCAGAGCAGUGAAGGUCAGUUGCACUACACAUCUGCACCAACCCAGUCCAACCAGCACCAACACCAGCACCAACACCAGCAACAUCACCACCAGCAUCAUCAACAGCACCAGCAACAAGCCCAACUUGGCAUCCAGCACCAACAUCAGGUUGAUUCUUAUGGAAGUGGAAUGCGAUCAGCAGGGUCUGGGCAGAGAACAAUGAAAGGAACAACAGAAGAUUUGCCUCAUGCUUCCAUGCCAGUCGAGAGCAAAGCUGAUGUUCUCAGCGUUUGUGCAAAGGAAACCUUGGUUGUUCACGAUGGUAUACACAAAGGAAAGGCCUGUCCCGUGAAGGACUGUAAUUUCACCACCUCUCAUAACAAAGAUCUUAAUCGUCAUAUACGGAAGCAUACUGGAGAAAAACCAUACAGAUGUGAGGAGUGUGGGACUUGCUUCUCCCGAGGAGACAAGUUGAAGGUACAUGCACGAAUCCAUUCCAAUUUACGACCUUACUGGUGCCAAGAACCUGGCUGUCAGUAUCGUGCCAUUGAUUCCGGCAGCCUUAGGAAGCAUUUGAGAACACACACAAAUGAACGGCCAUAUAGAUGCCAGUUAUGUCCAUAUAGUGCCCGAGAUGGUUCUCAACUGACAGUACAUCUCAGAACACACACAGGAGAUACACCAUUUCAGUGUAUGAUAGAAAAUUGCUCAGCUGCUUUCAAGACAAGUUCUGAUCUUCGUCGUCAUGAGAGACUUCACACUGGGGUGAAGCCAUACAAGUGUUCGGCCUGUGAUUAUGCUUGUGCUAUUAAGUCCAAUUUAACGGUACACAUGAGACUGAAUCAUUACAAAGGGGCAAAAUUCAGCUGCACCAAAUGUGAAUUUCUGGGUAACAGUCGCAAACAGCUGAAGGACCAUGAAAAAUCCCAUUCAAAUGUGUUGUUGCAGUGUGACUUGUGCGACCACGUCAGCACCAGCAGUACUGGGCUCAGACAACACAUGUUAAUACAUUCCCAAGAAAAACCAUUUCAGUGCCGCUACUGCUCAUUUACCUGCAAAACUACAGGUAAUCUUCGAUAUCACGUUAGAAAUAAACAUGGUUGUGAUGUGUCUGGUCGCAAACGAGGAACGACCAGAAACAGCGGGGUGGUAAGCCGCGGGCGUAAUGGUACAGGGGGAAACAGCGCGGGCAGGAGAGCCAAUAGACCAUCUUGUUACCGUAGUUUUAAAUGUAACGAGUGUGGUAGCGGAUUUGUGCGAGAGGACUCUUACAGAUCACACAUGCGACAACAUGAGAAGCACAAGAUGACCCAGGCUAUAUCAGGCAAAAUGGAACCAGAUGUGUUUAGUGUAGUGGUGCAGUGGUUGGAAGCAUUCUAUGUCAGCCAUCGACCGGGUCAGGCACCCAGAAAGGUUUCGGCUGGAGCAGCAGCCCAAGGAAGUGAAAAUAGCGUUAAUGGUUAUAGUUCAUAUGUCAUUACAAUCGAUGGAAUAUCUACUGUUUUCUCCAAUCCUGUGCGUGUAGCUGGGAGUGGUGUCACGACAGAGAAUGGCGACUCGCUACCUGGAACAGUACAAGUUAUAACGGGAGAUCUCAUCACUUCUCCGGGCUCUAAAGUCUCAACCGCUCAUCACACUUAUGACCUUAAUGAAGAUGACAAAGCAUCGGCUACCCAGCAUGGAUAUGAAAUAACUCAGCAGGAUAAAGUCAGUCAAACGCAGCACCUGUAUGAGCUGACUUCAGGAAAUAAGGUUGAUCCAAAUCAGCCAAAUUUCAACCAUCCACAAGAUCAGGUACAUGAAGGCUCAAGUAGGGAAUAUAUGGGACACUCAAACUCUCAGGAUGUGCAGUCCAAUGUUCUUGUAGAGCAACAACAAGGCAUUGAAGAUAAUUUGGAUAAUUCUAUUCAUGUACACAAUCUCUCUGCAAAACCUAAAACAGAAUAAAUGUUAAUUAUAAGUUACAAA